AUGACCACCCAAUUCGAUAAGAUAUAUCAUGGCAUCGCACAGGAAGUUGGCAAAUUUCGUGUGGCUGCCAGUGGGAUGGCUUGGAAGGGCGAGGAAAGCGAAGGAGUAAUAGCUCUGCCUUCAGGAGACAUAAAAUGGGCACAGUGGUUGCGGGUCGCCCGUAACUUCCAGCUUCGUAUCGAUAUGAAAGACAGGAGACGUGAAACCUUCGAUGGUUUCGCCCGAGAAGAUCAUGACAAGCUAGCGGGGCUGAUGAAGCAGCACUUUGGCGUAACGCUGGAAGUUAGAGAUGUUUCAUUCAAGGGCUGGAACUGGGGAGUUACCGAUUUCCAAGGCCAGGACCUAGCUUUCUUGGUUUCAAACAAAACCUCUUUCGAACUACCACUUCGUCAAGUGGCCAACUCCAACAUAGCAGGUCGCACUGAAGUCUCUCUUGAAUUUGCUCCAUCGUCAAGUGGUAAGAAACCAUCUCGAUCUGCUCCUGAUGAGAUGGUCGAAAUACGAUUCUACGUCCCUGGAACUCAUGCUCGCCAGCGUGGUUCCGACGCUGGGUCAGAAAAGUCAGAUGUAGAAGAAGAAGACGAGGAAACGAGCGCUGCCCAAGCCUUCCACGAUGCUAUUAAAGAUAAAGCUGACAUUGGCCAGGUCACAGGGGAUCUUGUACUCAGCUUCGAGGAGGUGCUUGUUUUAACACCAAGAGGUCGCUACGAUGUGGAUAUGUUCCUAGACUUCUUGCGGCUCCGAGGUAAAACAUACGAUUACAAGAUUCUCUAUUCCAGCAUCUCGAGGUUGUUCCUGCUACCCAAGGAUGAUCAACAUGUUCUAUUCAUCCUCGGUUUAAGCACUCCCAUUCGUCAAGGUCAAACUCGAUACCAAUAUUUAGUUAUGCAGUUUGCUAGGGAAGAAGAGACCACAGCGGAGCUGAAUAUGUCAGAAGAAGACAUCACUAAGUACGAUAGACUUAAAAAGAACUAUGAGGACCCUACCUUCGAAGUGGUGUCUGGUGUAUUCCGUGCCCUUUCGAAGAAGAAAAUCAUUGGUUCUGGCAGUUUCUCAAGUCGCGACGGUCACCCUGGUAUCAAAGCAAACCUCAAAGCAGUACAGGGCGAUCUUUUCAUGCUCGAAAAAUACAUUUUCUUCGUCUCCAAACAGCCAACUUUAGUCGAGCUUUCGGAUAUACAUCAAUGUGUUUUCUCGCGUGUCGGUGCAAGUAUGGGCGCCACAGCCGCUCGAACUUUCGACUUGAAGAUUGUGACGAAGAGUGGCCCUGAGUACACAUUUACAUCUAUCAACAAAGAAGAGCACGAGCCAACAGAAUCGUACUUGAAGGACAAGAAAAUCAAAAUCAAGAAUGAAAUGGUACCCGAUGUGGAGAUGAUGCUGGCUGCAGGUGCUGCCGACGACGACGACGAAGAGAUGCAAAGUGUGGCCAGCAGCGGAGAUGAGAUGCCGAAACCCAGACUCGGCGGAGACGAAGAUGACGAUAGCGAAGAAGAUGAGGACUUCCAAGCAUCCGAGACUGAUGCGGGUUCUCCGACUGACAGCGACUCUUCUGAUGAUGGGGGCGUCACAGCUUCAGACGCCAGUGGCGAUCGAGAACUUGCUAAAGGUGGCAAAACCAAAGGGAAGGGCAAGAAGAAGGAUGGUACUGCCAAGACUGGAGCAAAAAAGGCAAAGGCAAAGGCAAAAGCAAAAGCAGCGGAUAGCGAUGCUGAGGAUGACGAAGAGAAGCCCAAGAAAGCCGCCCCAACAAAACCGAAACCGAAACCCAAGGUGAAGAAGGACGCCGGAAGUGGUGAUGAGGCUAUGGAUGUAGAUGAAGAGAAACCUAAAGCCAAGCCUAAGCCAAAACCAAAACCAAAAGCUGUCACGAAGCCAAAAGCAGACGAGGAGGUCGAGCCGGCGAAAAAGAAACAAAAGACUUCAGAUUAGAAGUCAUCUUAUAGGACGCUUCUUCCCAUGUUCUUCCAGCCUUCGUGUAUCUAGCUAGCAUCAUUCCAUUUGUAGGUAAUUUUUAUUUCAUUCCUAGUUCAUUUUAUACAAAUCUAUACAUCCUUCCUUGUAUUAUGAACAAAAUGUGAGACUAACAUAAAUCAAACGACUGCAAACAACGCAAAACUAGAAAUUAACGAAUGGACGAAUGGACAUGUUAUGGUUGAACAUCUCCUUUUCGUUUGGCUAGAAGUGAGCCAGGCUCAAAGAAGAGACCAGUAGUGGCAGAUGCACUCGAUGGUGUAGCUACAUUGACCAAAGGUUGAGUAGGGCGUGACGCUGACGAUUGUUUCCUUGUCGCAGUUCGAGAAAGCCCUUUGGUAUUGACGUUCAAUCCUGUAGCUUUUGUAAACAACACAUUGCGCUCUUGAUGUAGAACAUAUGAGCGGGCAACAAGAAUAGCCUGCAUCCACUUCUCGCCAUCUUUUUGGUUGCAUGAGAAUACAUGGAGAUAGUCUGAUGCAUCCUCGAAUAAAGUUAGAUUGUCCGUUGAUUUCACGGCAAAAACGAAUGGCUUGGGUGCCUUAUGGCGCCGAGUAACAUAGUAAGCAUCGAAAUUAGAUAGAGAGCAAAGGAAUGUCUCGUCUUUGCCCGUGUCGCGUUUUGAGAGCCAUAAGCUGUGCUCCCUCAACUCCAUCCAACGCUUGCUCCAUUUUCCUCGUUUGCUCUCCCACUCAACAUAUCCUCGGCAGGUAGGAGAAAGAGUCGGUAUAGCGGAACGACUUAAGAGCGGAGCUAGAGGUGUCGUUUUAACGGCAAAUGCAUUGACCAUCUUGUCUUUGUUCCAUGAAGCUGAAAUGUCUGACAGAAGUUCAUAACUUCUUAUAGGUCGCUCCAUGCCAAAGUCUUGAGCCAUUUCCCAAAGCAUCCAUCCUGUAGCACCCUCAAGCGCCCCUUGGCUCGCUAUGAGGUCAACAACGUCUCCUGCAUUGGUACCUGGUAGAAGCUCUACCAUGCUAAAGCGUUGCAUACCACCAAUGAAUAUCCUUUGCUGUGUAGCCUGAGUUUUAGCAGGUGCCUGUUGAGCAAGGGCAGAUAACACUUCCGCCGGAGGAAGUGGAGGGACAGGAGGACGUUGUGUGGAGCGAUGUACUGGAACGUCGAGAUCGCCCUCAGAAGAAGUACGAGUAGAUGCGUAUCCACCACUCGUCGUAGGUCUCCUAGCAACAUCACUAGAUUUAAUCAUUUUACCAGACUUGUCGAGACUGACGCGACCACUCUCUGUACUGCGCAUUACCGAUGAAUCGUCAACGGCUCUUCGAUUCCCAGUGGUAGCACUUCGUCCGAUCGACUGUGAAGAUGUACCUUCAUGUCCUGACUGCGGGUCCGAUUUUCUGGGACCUGACCUGUGGAAGGAUCUCAUCGGUCUCAGCGUUCGUUCUGGAGGCGUUUCUACCGAAGGAGUUGAUGGAGGCGGUGGUCUCUGCAAAAAUGCGAGCUGAUCAUACGUGGGAAGGUUAGGGCUCUUGGAACGAGUUGCAGAGUCUCCUGACCAACCAGGGAACCCCAUUGAUGAAGCUUCCUUCGAAUUGAGAGGUGCAGUAGCAGGGGGUGUGCGCAGACUCUGAAGAGAUUGCAGCUUCUUUGCGAGAUCGUCAGGGGCAAACGGCUCCAUUGCAGCUGGCUUGGGACGUGUUCGUUCCCGACGCAGCGACUGUGAAGCAUGGAGUGCAGCCUCUUGCGAGCUGGAUUGUGGCCGAUACGGUAUGAUCGGGGCACUCUUAGGCGGAGCUGAUGAAUGCGUGGAGGGCCCUCGUGAUUUCAUUGCACGCUCCAUCCUUCGCUGCUCCCUCUCAUCCUUAACCUGUUUCCGAAUAGUGCGUUGCGCUUUCAGCGCAGUGGGUAUGCGUUGAGCAAGUGGUACAUCAUCGUCUGUACCAUUGUCAGAGCCAGUGACCAAAGAGUGUGAAGACUCUGGAUGAGUAGAAGCAAUACCCUCAAGCCCACUAUAGUACUCGGUAUUUCCCGCUUCCUCUUCUGAGGAAGAAGAGUAAUCAGAUGGACUUGAGAAAGAUGAACGGUCGUUAUAG
Molecule: messenger RNA, 4022 nt
Organism: Serpula lacrymans var. lacrymans S7.9
Lineage: Eukaryota; Fungi; Basidiomycota; Agaricomycetes; Boletales; Serpulaceae
Exons: 12
Coding region: 1-1932 (643 amino acids)
Cellular component (GO): nucleus; FACT complex
Molecular function (GO): DNA binding; nucleosome binding; histone binding
Source: RefSeq, a predicted model, not a curated record